Molecule: messenger RNA, 4601 nt
Organism: Talpa occidentalis (Iberian mole)
Lineage: Eukaryota; Metazoa; Chordata; Mammalia; Eulipotyphla; Talpidae
Gene: HNF4A
Product: hepatocyte nuclear factor 4 alpha
Exons: 10
Coding region: 155-1609 (484 amino acids)
Biological process (GO): cell differentiation; anatomical structure development; positive regulation of transcription by RNA polymerase II
Cellular component (GO): nucleus
Molecular function (GO): nuclear steroid receptor activity; zinc ion binding; RNA polymerase II cis-regulatory region sequence-specific DNA binding
Source: RefSeq, a predicted model, not a curated record
AGAUCCUCCCAGAGGACGGUUUGAAACGCAGGAAGGCAGAGAGGCACCUGGGAGGAAGCAGUGGGAGGGCAGAGGGCGGGGGCCGGGGCUCAGCCCGAAGACUUCGGGGUGGGCAUCCUGGGCAGGGCAAGUGACCGAGGUGUGGAGGGGGAGGAUGCGCCUCUCCAAAACCCUCGUCGACAUGGACAUGGCUGACUACAGUGCUGCGCUGGACCCUGCCUACACCACUCUGGAAUUUGAAAAUGUGCAGGUGUUGACGAUGGGCAAUGACACUUCUCCAUCAGAAGGCGCCAACCUCAACACAUCCAACAGCCUGGGGGUCAGUGCCCUGUGCGCCAUCUGUGGGGACCGAGCCACCGGCAAGCACUAUGGCGCCUCAAGCUGCGACGGCUGCAAGGGUUUCUUCCGCAGGAGUGUGCGGAAGAACCACAUGUACUCCUGCAGAUUUAGCCGGCAGUGCGUGGUGGACAAAGACAAGAGGAACCAAUGCCGCUACUGCAGGCUCAAGAAGUGCUUCCGGGCUGGCAUGAAGAAGGAAGCUGUCCAGAAUGAGCGGGAUCGAAUCAGCACUCGCCGGUCCAGUUAUGAGGACAGCAGCCUGCCCUCCAUCAAUGCGCUCCUGCAGGCAGAGGUCCUAUCUCAGCAGAUUACCUCCCCCGUUUCUGGGAUCAAUGGAGACAUUCGGGCCAAGAAGAUCGCCAGCAUCGCAGACGUGUGCGAGUCCAUGAAGGAGCAGCUGCUGGUGCUGGUCGAGUGGGCCAAGUACAUCCCCGCCUUCUGCGAGCUGCCCCUGGAUGACCAGGUGGCCCUGCUCAGAGCCCACGCCGGCGAGCACCUGCUGCUCGGAGCCACCAAGCGAUCCAUGGUGUUCAAGGACGUGCUGCUUCUAGGCAACGACUACAUCGUCCCACGGCACUGCCCGGAGCUGGCGGAGAUGAACCGGGUGUCCAUGCGCAUCCUGGACGAGCUGGUGCUGCCCUUCCAGGAGCUGCAGAUCGACGAGAACGAGUACGCCUGCCUCAAAGCCAUCAUCUUCUUUGACCCAGAUGCCAAGGGGCUGAGUGACCCGGGCAAGAUCAAGCGGCUGCGUUCCCAGGUGCAGGUGAGUCUGGAGGAUUACAUCAACGACCGCCAGUACGACUCGCGCGGCCGCUUCGGUGAGCUGCUGCUGCUGCUGCCUACGCUGCAGAGCAUCACCUGGCAGAUGAUCGAGCAGAUCCAGUUCAUCAAGCUCUUCGGCAUGGCCAAGAUCGACAACCUGCUGCAGGAGAUGCUGCUGGGAGGUCCGUGUCAGGCCCAGGACGGGCUGCGAGGGUCCGCUAGCGAUGCACCUCAUGCCCAUCAUCCUCUGCACCCUCAUCUGAUGCAGGAACACAUGGGCACCAAUGUCAUUGUGGCCAACACGAUGCCUACUCACCUCAGCAAUGGACAGAUGUGUGAGUGGCCCCGACCCAGGGGGCAGGCAGCCACCCCUGAGACUCCACAGCCCUCGCCGCCAGGUGGUUCAGGGUCUGAGCCCUACAAGCUCCUGCCAGGAGCCAUCACCACCAUCGUCAAGCCCCCCUCGGCCAUCCCCCAGCCAACCAUCACCAAGCAGGAAGUCAUCUAGCCGCCACUGGGGGUCGGGGGCUCUGCUGGCCCCCCAGGCCCCUCAGAGAGCCCCUGGUGCUGGUCCUGUGAAGGAGGCUGUAGAGCAGGGCAAUCCCAGGGCCACAGUGGUCAGGGUGAGAGCUCUCGAACUUGGACUGAGGCCCACAUACCAUUGUCACCCUUCACUGCUGCUCUGCAAGACGGGCCUCGAACUUGGGGAGACCCCAGCUGAAAGUCCUCUGCUGCCUUGGACAACUUCUUCUUGCUGAAGCCACUGCCUUCCCUGUCAUACAUAUCUACCCUCAACUCUUCACCCCCAAAGGACUAUUGUCUGGAGACAGGGGACCUUGCUUAAACAUGGUGCCCUCCCUCUCAGACUGGUACUUCUUCCAUCUCGAUACAGUCACAGAGUCCAGAUGCAGAGCCCUCUGAGGCGGGGUCAGGUCAUGCCACCUAGCCCUCUCCCCCAUUUUGCUGCCCCGACAUCCAGUGCUCAUCCAUCCCCCCUGUCACCGGCCUCAGCCAGUCUAGUGUCUCCAAAACUGUCCCCCUCAAAAGCUGAGGAGGACUUGGAAAUAACCCCUCCCCCAUUACCUCAUGAACAUAUUUAAAGCACUGACUGGGGUAGGCCCAGUGUAGGAGACUGUGCAGAAGGAAGACAUCAGCCUUCCUCCAGCCCACAGCCAUCUCUUCUUCCGGGCAUUGGGUGGGCCCUGGGGGUCAGGGUGAUGAGCCCUACAGGCUUUCAAUGACAAGAGAACAAUCCCAGGGGACAACAGCCACAGGAACUUAGAGGAAGGUCUGGGAGGUCGGAGAAAGCAUCGGAAGGAGGGGGAGGAUGCAUGAGGUCUUUAAGGUAGGGUGGGACUUGGUUGGUGGAUCAGGGGAGACAGGACUUUCCAAGGAAGGGCAGGACAAGGCCUGGAGGUCAGAAGAAGGGCGUGGGAGGGAGGAAAUGAGAAGACCACUGUCAGGAACAGAGGGGCCCUGCUGGACAACGGGGGCCUCAAAUGCCAGACCAAGGAGGUAGCCACGGCUCCUGUGCCCUGUCACGGGUUGAGAUGGGCAGAACCGAGCCUUCUGAUGAAUACAGCUGCCCAGAGAAUGAGAAGGUGGGGCGAGUGGUGUUCAAGGGGGGAUGGUGGUGAGAUUCAGGUGAGGGGGUUGAGGCUUAGAGGUGGAAACCUCAGUGGGUGCCCCCUCAGCACAGGGUGGUAUCAAGGAUGAUACCACCAGGCCCCCACAGGGCCUGUCUCAACUUUUCCCUUAGUCCAGGCUCUGUCCUAAGGCACCUGACACGCACCUGCUCUUUUCAUCCUCCCUGUUGCCCAGAGAUCAUUUUGGAAGAUGAAAUUGAAAUCUAAGAGGUUAGUGAUUUUCCCGGAACUCGCACAGCUACUCAUACAUAGCUGGGUCAGGACCUGGUCCCAGGUCUGCCUGGGUAGAACAGGAUCCUGAACCGCAGUGGCAGAAUGAGUUCUCCGCAAAGGCCCCUCUGUCCUCACUGGCCCAGCCCCUCAGGUAGGAAGAUCCUCCCCUGCCACAGAAGCUACAGUAUCUCUCUGGCCCAGAAACUCUGGCCUGCCCACAUCUGGGACUAGGAAAGGCCUGAAGCUAUAGUCAAGUCCAGUCGUUGUCCAGAAGUCUGUUUAUUGAUACACAAGGAAAAUUUCUAACUCUUGGGCCCCUCUUCUCUCUUUGCUCCCCAAGGAGGUGAAGGAUGUCAGAGGUCUGUGGCCUGGUUUGGUUGGGGCAGAGGAUGGGGUUAGUCUGGGUUUGAGACCUGCUCUGGGGAGCAUCACUUGAGGGACAUUCUGGAAACAUUACACCCCAGGAUGGGGCAGCCAGCAUUCAUCCGUGCAGAAUCUUGAUGCCUGGAAAAUUCUGGAAACUGCCACUGGCGGGUGGAUAUCAAAGACACAUGCCCUGGGACUGGAGCUGUGCUUGAGUGAAGAGCAAGAGGUAGAUUGACUGCUGACCCCUCUAAGUGGAUGGGGUGAUACCCCAGUGCCAGAAAUUCCAGCAGGGGUGGUUGUUCCUCUUUGCAAAAGGGGCAUGAAGGGUGUUGGGGCCGAAUGUCCAAGAGAAAUCCCUGCUUUUCCGGUGAGGUCAGGAUGGGCCUGUCCCUCUCCACUAAGCCAGGUCCUCGGUCCCAGGAGAGACUGUCCACUGCUCACACUUUCCUCCACCACCUCUCCCUUGGGUUCCCCAAAAGUCCCAGUUAGGGGUUCAGACUGGCCAAGGCAAGGUGGGGCAGUUGGAGUCCUGGUGGUGGCCUCGGUCGUUGCCACUCUCCUCCAGCCCUGUGCUGCUCAGGCCUCUGUCAUAGGAGGGAAGCUGAGAUAAGGAUCCCCUGGGACAGAGCAAGCUCAGGGUUGCCUAAGAUGGCAGCCAUCUUCUGGGUCUGAGGUCAGUCCGUUCCUGGAGGAGGAAGCUGUUCUGCUUUAAUAAUUUUAGUGACAUGGAGGAAACACAAAACAUCAAGAAGUUUACUUUUCUGAUAGUAAACCGAGGACACCAUCCAGGAGAAGUGUUCUCCCCCCACUACCUGGGUUGUGGCCCUAAAACAAAAUCUGAUGGGCUAAAAAGGGGUUGGGAGUGCAAACCUGGACCCCAAAUUCCUCCACUGAGACAAUGCCUUCCCUAGGCAACUCUCAAAGGCUUCCAGGAUGUACAUGACUCUUGUGAGAGUGGACAGAGACCAGGAGAGGGUUGGAAAUGGAUGCGCCUAGAUUUCUUAUGACCAAGCCAAGUGCUUUUGCCAAAUUGCUCUGUGAUUUUCCCUGAUUGGGAUGAAUUAUUCCGCAAGUUGUUCCGCAAGUGGGCUGUGUCCUGCCAGAAGGCCCAGCACCUCCUGUGGGUGUGGACAUGAUCAGCUCCUGUGCUGGCCCCUGAGUCCUUCCAACCUCCCCCUGCUCGCUCCCAUCACUGCUGCCCAAUGGGGCAAAGAAGCAAAAAACCUUUCUUACUCUUGUGUGUUUUAACAAAAGUUUAUAAAACCAAAUAAAUGG